UGCUAGUUUGCUGUAGCUAAGAGCGUGAGGACCGUGGAUCCUAACGCUGAGGUGAAAGGAGAUUGAGAUGGAGGGGAAGAAGGCCGACGUCAAAGGUAAGAGUGCAGACAUAAUAAUGCAGUUUAAUAGACCAGAGGGAGUGCAUCACAUGGAGAGUCUCCUGCCCAAAUCAGUGAAGAGGAGAGUGCAUGCACUGAAGAGGCUGCAGUUACAGUGCGCCAACAUAGAGGCCAAAUUCUAUGAGGAAGUACACGAGCUGGAGAGGAAGUAUGCAGCCCUCUAUCAGCCCCUCUAUGACAAGAGAAGAGAUGUGGUGUCGGGAGCGGUGGAGCCCACAGAUGAAGAGUGUGAAUGGCACAGUGACCGAGAAGAGGAGGAUCUGGCUGAGGAGCUGAAGAAGAAGGCAGCAGUGGAGGAGAAGAAAGAGGACUCUGCCACCACAGAGGACCCUAAAGGCAUCCCUGACUUCUGGCUCACCACACUCAGAAGUGUGGACAUGCUUAGUGAUAUGGUGCAGGAACAUGACGAGCCAAUCCUGAAGCAUUUACGGGACAUCAAAGUCAAAUUCUCUGAACCUGGGCAGCCAAUGAGCUUCACAUUAGAGUUCCAUUUUGAGACAAACAGUUACUUCACUAAUGCCGUCCUCACAAAAGUGUACAAGAUGAAGUCUGAACCGGACGAGGUAGAUCCUUUCUCUUUCGAAGGGCCAGAGAUUAUUGACUGUGAGGGUUGCCAGAUUGAUUGGCAUAAGGGCAAAGAUGUGACCGUGAAAACCAUCAAAAAGAAGCAGAAACACAAGGGUCGGGGCACGGUGCGGACGGUCACAAAGCAAAUCCCCAACGACUCCUUCUUUAACUUCUUUAACCCUGUAAAAGUUUCCCCAGAAGACCCGAUGGAUGAGGACACGGAGCUCACCUUAGCGGCAGAUUUUGAGAUUGGACACUUCUUCAGAGAGAGAAUAGUGCCCAGAGCUGUGCUCUACUUCACAGGAGAGGCGCUGGAAGAUGAUGACAGCUUUGAUGAAGAAGAGCUUGAUGAGGGGGAAGAAGAGGAUAAUGACGAGGAAGGUGAUGAAGAUGAAGAGGAGGAAUACGACCCUCAGGCUUAAUUCAUUCUCACUCCAUGCAUUGUUAGAAAGGGGAGCCCCAGCCUGCCGAGUGCAAACAGCAGUAAGAAUGGAGAUGUAAUCAUUGAAAACGUCUGUCAAACUGAUCCAAGUCUGUUAACCUGCAGGUCCACUUUCUGCUGGGCCACCCAUACAUAAAUCAGUCAGACAAAUGCAAUAGGAAACCAAAAGCUCAGUAGUGAAGUGCAUGAUCUCUUCUGCCUUUCUAGGUUUUUUUUUGUCGACCUUCACUAAUUUAUAUAUCGGUUCAUGUGGUUACAUAGCGUGUUACUACAUUUUGAACAGAUGCAGGUAACCACAAAGCGAGUUUUGAAUAGUGGUGAAAGUUCUGCCAGAUCCGAAGUUUCUAGAAAAUGAAUUACGUAAUAGUGCCACUCAUUUAUAAUCUGUGUUCUGGGUCAACGUUGCAAUAUCUUGAACGCACCCCCGGGAUUAAGAAAAUUUCCCAGAGAUUUAUUCCUCUGGCGGAUGAGUCACUCAGGGUUUUUUAUGCCAAUUACAAAAUGUCUACCGACAAACUGCUGACAAAGUAUCAAUGACAACAAUAACAACAACAACAACAAAAAUACUCAUUAUUUGUUACAGCCUAUUUAAAUCAGUGUUCCUAUUUUUUUUUUUUUUUUUUUUUGAGUCGAUGUUCUCGUCUAGUCCUUUGAGCUCAUGGUGGUCUCGUGUAGUUGACUUCAGUAGUGCACUGUAUGAAUGCAGCUAUGACUUGCCACAUUUAAAAACUUGUACCGAGCUUCGUAGUGAUUAGCUCACUAUAGCUCUGCCACAGAGCAGUGUCUGUCAUGCCAAAAUGUUGUUUUUUUUUUCUUCAGUAUUUUCAGGAGGUUGGACCUUUUUUUUUUUUUUUAAAGCUUUAUACUCAAGUCAGUUCCUCAGUUCGUAUAUGAUCAGUGAGGAAUGCAGGUCAUUUAAAAUGACUCCUACAGGGUCGCAGAACAUAGCACAUUUUAACAGAGUUUUGCAAACGUUUGGUUUCCUUUACAGUAUGUGUAAUAUAUUUGCAUUUAGCUUUUACUUGUGAAAGAUAAAGAAGCAAAUCUUUAUACCGAGGUAAUUCUUCACACUCCAUUUUAACUGUGUGCUAGCAAUGGCCUUAUCAAGUCUCCCUGGGCUGUUACACAAUAUUAUAUCCAGUUUGUACAAAAUUAGUCCAAAUAUUCUA
Molecule: messenger RNA, 2297 nt
Organism: Chanos chanos (milkfish)
Lineage: Eukaryota; Metazoa; Chordata; Actinopteri; Gonorynchiformes; Chanidae
Gene: nap1l4a
Product: nucleosome assembly protein 1-like 4a
Exons: 15
Coding region: 68-1108 (346 amino acids)
Biological process (GO): nucleosome assembly
Cellular component (GO): nucleus
Source: RefSeq, a predicted model, not a curated record